AUGAUUCCUGGAAGCUUAAAGACAUGUCGUCUGCCCAGUGCUCUCGAAGAACAGUUCUUGUUUGAAAGUAAGAAUUCACAGGAUCAUCUUGUUGAUCUCCUUGACCAAAAGUCUGAAAUUUAUAAUGAUAUUCAUGUUAAGGGUAGUAAUUCACCAAAAUUUCAGCAAAGUUACAGAGGUCUCUCCUAUCUCUCAUUUGACACUAGAGAAGGAAAUAACCCUGGAGAAGAUAUAGGGAAGUUUCUUCGUAAAGGCAUUGCCCAACACCAUCGGAAAAUUAGUUCAGCUGAUGUAUUUAGGGUUAAGGUGGACUUACCUGAGGAAAUUCCAUCAUCCAUAGGCAACUUACUGAACCUCCAAAACCUCGAUGUGAAGUAUACUUAUGUCAGAACUCUGCCUAAGUCCAUAUGGAAGUUGCAGAAACUUCAACACCUAUACUUGAACGAGAGUCAUCGAAGUAAAUUUGUGUCUCAAUCAAGGAGCAGUUCCCUAAAGAAUCUAAAAACGUUGUGGGGUUUAUUCUUGGAUGAUUUCAUUGCUAUAAAGAAUGGGCUGAACAAGCUAAACAACCAUACAAAGCUAGGACUAGCGUUCCAGUUGGAGUUGCCUCAGCAAGAAGAAUUGGCCCGUUGGGUGAAAGGUCUGCAAUACCUCAAAUCUUUGAGAUUGAGAUCAGUUGACGAGAACGGUGAUGCUCAUGAUCUUCACUUGGAAGGAUUGUCAAGGCUUAAAAAUCUCUCCACCCUAUCUUUGUUUGGAAAGCUAGAGAUGCAAUCCAUCGAAAACCUAUUUGCAGACGCUUCUGAAUUUCAUCUGUCUGACCUUAGGUUGUCUGCCUCGGGGCUUAAGGAUGACCCAAUGCAAAUUUUGGGGAGUCUCUCCAGUCUUAAAUCACUCUGUUUCUACUCUGACUCUUACGAAGGAAAACAGAUACUUUUCAUUAAGAAGAGCUUUUCCCAACUUCAAGUUUUGAGACUUCGAAAUCUAAAGAACCUAGAAAAGCUGAAGGUGGAGGAAGAAGCAAUGCAAAAACUUAGGGAGCUAGAGAUCAGGGGCUGCAAAAGUUUAAAGGUCUUCAACGGUUUGAAGCACUUAAUGAGUCUCCGAGAAUUGAAGUUGCCAAAUAUGGAAGACAAUUUCACCUCACAAAUAAAGAAUGAUCCAAAUUUUUGGAGGCACUGGCUACCCUCCCACGAACACAGGAGGCCACUGGCAGCCUGAGCUGAGUGAAACGUGACUGAAGCAUUUGUGUAUUCUAGAUUUCAUUAUCAUCUGCCCCUUUGUGUUGAUGUGGCAUUGGGCAAAAGCAAGAGAGUUGUUGGUGGAUGAUUAUGUUAAUCUUCUAUUUGGAUCACCAUGAGGAUACUUGUUUUUCUUUCACAUGUC
Molecule: messenger RNA, 1386 nt
Organism: Quercus robur (English oak)
Lineage: Eukaryota; Viridiplantae; Streptophyta; Magnoliopsida; Fagales; Fagaceae
Product: disease resistance protein PIK6-NP-like
Exons: 3
Coding region: 1-1221 (406 amino acids)
Source: RefSeq, a predicted model, not a curated record